CUAUUCAUUUGUCUGACUCCAGUUUUGGUCCUUCAGCUAUCUGCCUUGAGUGAAGUUCAAUAAAAAAAUGUUACAGCAUUUCUGUCUGUGGGAAUGGAUGGCUGUAGGAAUUGCGAUUGCUACUGUCUUCACCAAUUGUUUGGCCCAGAAUGAUGAUGACUGCAAGUUGGCCAGGGCAGGUCCUCCAGCCACAAUAGUUCCCAUUGAUGAAGAAAGCCGAAAUGGCACUAUCCUAGUGGACAGUAUGCUAAUAAAAGGGACAGCAGGAGGGACUGACCCCACUAUUGAACUAUCACUGAAGGACAACAUCGAUUACUGGGUGAUUCUGGAUCCUAUCAGCCAGAGGCUGUACCUAAACAGUACUGGACGACUUCUGGACAGAGAUCCACCAAUGUCGAUUCAAUCCAUUGUUGUUCAAGUCCAGUGCAUUAACAAAAAAGUUGGCACCGUUAUCUACCACGAAGUACGGAUUGUGGUGAGGGACAGGAAUGAUAACUCCCCUCGUUUUCAGAAGCAGCGGUACUAUGUGGCAGUAAAUGAGUUAACACCAGUUGGAACCACAAUCUUCACAGGAUUCUCUGGGAACAGUGGUGCCAUGGACAUAGAUGAUGGUCCCAAUGGCCAGAUAGAAUAUGUCAUCCAGUACAAUCCUAAUGACCCAACAUCCAACAGGACCUUUGACAUUCCUCUCACUUUGUCUGGAGCAGUAGUUUUACGGGAGAGACUAAAUUAUGAAGAAAAGACACGUUAUUUUGUUAUUGUUCAAGCAAAUGACCGGGCUCAAAAUCUUAAUGAACGAAGAACAAGUACAACCACCCUCACAGUUGAUGUGCUUGAUGGGGAUGAUCUUGGACCAAUGUUUCUCCCUUGUGUCUUAGUGAAUAACACUCGGGACUGUAGGCCACUCACCUACCAAGCCAGCUUACCAGAGUUCACUGAUCCUACACGAGUGAACCCCAUCAAUGUCACUCCACCAAUAGAAGCUAUAGAUCAGGACAAAAACAUCCAGCCUCCUUCUGAUCGACCACGCAUCCUCUAUUCCAUCCUACUUGGGACUCCUGAGGAUUAUCCACAGUACUUCUGUAUGAAUCUCACAACAGCUGUACUCAGCCUCCUAAAGCCAAUAAACAGGGAUUUGCACCAGAAAUUUGAUUUGGUUAUUAAGGCAGAACAAGACAAUGGUCAUCCACUUCCUGCCUUUGCCAAUUUACAUAUUGAAGUCCUGGAUGAGAACAACCAGAAGCCUUACUUCACAGAAUCUCUAUACGAGGGGUUUAUUCUGGAGUCCUCCCCAGUGGGCACAACCAUCUCCGACAACCAGAAUUCGACUUCUCCACUACAAAUCAUAGCUUUGGACAAUGAUGUAGAAGAGACAAAGGAUCCACAGCUCCGUCUUUUCCUAAAUGAUUAUAAUACAUUUUUCACUGUGACUCAGACUGGUAUAACCCGUUACCUCACCUUACUCCAACCAGUUGAUAGAGAGCUCCAGCAGCUAUACACCUUCUCGAUGACAGCUUCAGAUGGUGUACAGGAGAGUACCGCAGUUAUAGUCAAUAUCCUGGUGAUUGAUGCAAAUGAUAACUCACCAACCUUCUCCAACAUAUCAUACAAUGUCAAGAUUUAUACAGACAUGAGGCCUGGGGAAAACAUUAUACAGCUCAGUGCCAUAGAUGCAGACCAAGGGCCAAAUGGGCAGAUCAUAUACGGAAUUCUGGCUGGGGACCAGGGAGACUUCAUCAUUAAUGAUCGAACAGGCCUUAUCACCAUCGCUCCAGGAGUUGUGUUGUCAGUAGGGAGGUCCUAUGCUCUCACUGUCAAAGCAUCUGACAGUGCUCCUCCUGCACAGAGAAGGAGCUCCAUCACUACUGUUUACAUUGAGGUACUUCCUCCAAACAAUCAGAGCCCUCCCCGCUUUCCCCAGCAGAUGUACAGUCUUGAAAUCAGUGAGGCCAUGAGAAUUGGUGCCAUUUUGUUAAACCUGCAGGCCACGGAUCGAGAGGGUGACCCAAUAAGAUACCGCAUCCAAAAUGGAGAUCCUCAACAUGUUUUUAAUCUCUCUGAAACUUCUGGACUUCUUGCCUUAGGAAAGCCCUUGGACAGAGAAAGCACUGAUCGCUACAUUUUGAUUGUUACAGCCUCGGAUGGCAGACCAGAUGGGACCUCAACUGCCACGGUUAAUGUGAUGGUGACUGAUGUAAAUGACAAUGGACCAGUCUUUGAUCCCUUUCUACCUAAAAAUCUAUCUGUACACGAAGAGGAAGUGAAUGCUUUUGUCGGGCAAGUGAGGGCUACAGACCCAGAUGCUGCAGUAAAUGGCCAAGUACAUUACAGCUUGGUAAACUUCAACAACAUUUUCCGCAUCACAUCAAAUGGUAGCAUUUACACAGCAGUUAAACUGAACAGAGAAACAAGGGACUAUUAUGAACUUACUGUUGAAGCAACAGAUGGAGCUGUGGAUCCCCGCCGUUCAACAUUAACUCUGGCAAUCAGAGUUCUGGAUAUUGAUGACAACAGCCCUAUGUUCACUAAUGCCUCCUACACUGUCUGUGUUCCAGAAACUCUACCACCUGGCACAGUCUUCCUGCGAAUAGAGGCAAAGGAUGUUGACCUUGGUUCAAAUGUUACCUAUCGGAUACGAACCCAGGAAGCACUGCCGUUUUUUUCAUUGAACAAGUUUACAGGAGAAUUAUCACUUUUAAAAUCCUUGGAUUAUGAGUCAUUCUCUGGCACUGAGGCAACCUUCACCUUUCUAGUGGAAGCCUUUGAUAGUGGAGGAACUAUGCCUCCAGGACUUGCUACUGUCACUGUGAGAGUAAAGGAUAUGAAUGAUUACUCCCCAGUAUUUAGCAAAGUUCUCUACAGGGGACUGGUUGCUCCCGAUGCAAUCAAGGGCACUGUUAUUGCUACAGUUUCAGCUGAAGAUCAGGAUCCUCCGGGUACACCAGCAAGUCGUGUAAGGUACAAAGUAGAUGUCAUCCAGUUCCCUUACAGUGCCAGCAUUUUUGAUGUAGAGGAAAAUUCAGGACGUGUAGUAACUCGAGUAAAUCUUAAUGAAGAGCCCAGUACAAUAUUUAAGCUAGUGGUCAUUGCAUACGAUGAUGGUGAUCCUGUGAAGUUCAAUACCACCACUGUAGAAAUUGCUGUAUUGCAACCCUCAGUAAUUCCACGAUUUACCCAGGAUGAAUACAGACCCCCGCCAGUGAGUGAAGGUGCACCCAAAGGAACUCUGAUUGCUGUCGUAACUGCUGCUGCCUUGAAUCAGACUAUUGUAUAUUCAAUUGUUUCAGGAAAUGAAGAUGAUGUGUUUGACAUUAAUAACAGAACGGGUGUUAUCUUCAUUAAAAAGCCUCUUGACUAUGAAAGUGUGAAAAGCUAUGAAGUUCGGGUACAAGCAGACUCACUACAAGUGGUUCGAUCCAAUCUACGUGUCCCUUCCAAAAGUAACACAGCCAAGGUGUUUAUUGAAGUGCAGGAUGAAAAUGACCAUGCUCCUGUUUUUACCAAAAAACUCUACAUUGGAGGAGUGUCUGAAGAUGCUAAAAUGUUUUCUUCUGUGCUGAAAGUUAAGGCUGAUGAUAAAGACACUGGAAAUUACAGUGCCAUGCAGUACAGACUCAUCAUACCCCCAAUCAAGGAUGGCAAAGAAGGUUUUGUGAUUGAAGCCUAUGAAGGGCUUAUAAAAACUGCCAUGCUGUUCAAAAAUAUGAGAAGGUCCUAUUUCAAGUUUCAGGUCAUUGCAACUGACAAUUAUGGGAAAGGACUGAGCAGCAAAUCAGAAGUACUUGUCUCUGUGGUCAAUCAGUUGGAUAUGCAAGUCAUCGUUUCUAAUGUUCCUCCCACUCUUGUGGAACAAAACAAAGAUCAACUUAUAGGGAUUUUGGAACGCUAUAUUCAAGAUCAGAUUCCUGGUGCAAAGGUUGUGGUAGAGUCCAUUGGGGCCCGGAGAUUUGGAGAUGGCUUUUCAGAAGAGGAUUACUCCAAAUCUGACUUGAUGGUCUAUGCAAUUGACCCUCAAACAAACCGAGCUAUAAUGAGGAAUGAACUUUUUAAGUUCUUGGAUGGAAAACUGCUGGAUAUCAAUAAAGAAUUUCAGCCAUACCUUGGGCAAGGAGGACGUAUUCUGGAAAUCCGCACUCCAGAUGUGGUGGCCAAUGUUAAGAAGCAGGCACAAGCUGUAGGCUACACAGAAGGGGCAUUGCUUGCUUUGGCUGUCAUAAUCAUCCUUUGCUGCAUGCCUGCUAUUUUAAUAGUUAUGGUCAGCUACAGACAAUUUAAAGAGCGGCAAGCUGAAUGUGCAAAGACAGCAAGAAUCCAGAUGGCCUUACCAGCUGGCAAACCAUCCAGUAGCACUGCCAAUAAUCUCUAUGAAGAACUCGGUGACAGCACCAUGCGAGGAUAUGCACAGCAAGAGCAACAGCAAUUGCUGAGACCCUCUCUUCUCAGACCAGAGGAGUUGUCUGUGGAAUCCGGAAUUGAUCCAGGCCAAGAAUACUAUGGGCAAGAUUACUACAGUUAUGAACAUGGGUAUGAAUUGCCUCAAUAUGGGAGUCGACGCCGAUUGUUAUCUCCAACUGGAAUGUAUGAUGAGUAUGGUGAAGUGGUUGUGGAAAAUGAUGGCAGCUAUUAUUACAGUCCACAUGGAUCAACAACUGAAGGAGAAGGGAUGAGUCGAGGCAAAGGUCUAAGCCAGAGAGCAGGGCAUCAAAUAGAAGGUAGAGCUUUAGGUGGUGGGAUGGAUCUAAGAGAUGGUUCUGGAAGAGAACAUAGGACCAGCCAGGGGAAAAGGAAACUAAAAGCAGUGAUGCAGUUGAGUCGAAUAGCCGUAAAAGCCCACAAACGAGAAGGAACAACUGAGUCUGCUCAUUCUCCAUGGAAGAAAGCAAAGAUAUUUCCAAUGGUUCUGCAGAAAGUAAAAGGCAGUAGCAAAGAUUCCAAUUAUGCCAAGCUGAUGUCAGCUCGUCCAGUGGACAGUGAAGACAGCAUGAUUAUCAAAGGAAGUUAUUUCCAGAAAUCAGCAGGUGACAGACCUUCAACAACCAGAAAACUAAGUCAUGUGCUAAAACACAUUAGUGUUUCCAAAAAAUUUCAAAAGCAUAGCAAAUCUCAGAGCUCUGUUAGCAAAAGUUCAGUAUCUGCAAGUGAAAAAGGAGGGGAAGACGCUGAAAGUCAGAGGGUGAGUGAAUCUGAAAGAGAUGAAACAAAAUCAGGAAUUUCAAUUAAUAUCACAGCAGAAAGUGAGCCAGAGGAUAGUAAUGUUUCUGAUGACUAUGAUAAGAAGAAAAAAAGAGAAUCUGCUGCUUCAGAUGAUGAUGAAUCAUCAGCAAGGAGUAGUAUCUCUGCCUCUCAGGCAGAUGAUAAAGACUAUUUGAAAGUGACACUGGACCAAGAUGAAACCAAUGAAAGUACUGUGGACUCUGAUGAAGAGAAGGAGGAAGGUUUACAGGAGUCAGAAGAUGAUCAUUCUGUAUCCAAAUCAGAUAAUGAACAGGAUGAAUCAGAAGAUGACAUAUCUGAGCACUCUGAAGAGGAAGAAGAUGAGGAAGAGUCAAAAAGUGUCCUUUCUCAAGUCUCUUGUUCUCAGAAUAAACUCUCUGACAGUGAUGAAGAUGACUUCCAGUCAAAGGUAUCCCCAAAUCAGAGUUCCGGUAGCAGAUCUGAGUAUAGUGAUUCCAAUAGCAGAAGAGUUAGUGAAAGAACUAGUAUGUCAAGUAAGGGAAGUAAAUCUAGAGGAGGAACGAGGGAUUCCAGUCACAGGUCAGAAGUGAUGAAUUCUGACAGUGAAGUUAGCUCUAAGGGAUCAGUCAGUGAAAGAAACAAAAGUUCUGGAAAGAGUUCUGGAUCCAGCUACAAGAACAAAAUGUCCACAGUUGGCAGUGAAAUAGAAGACACAAUAGAGGAGAUAUCAGAGGAAGAUGAAAAAUCAGAUUUGGAGCAAGAUGAUACAAGCCCUGAUGAGGCAGGUGACAAUAUAAGUGAUAGGACUAUGUCUGAAACGUCUUCCAUCAGUCAAAAAACUACUUCCAGUAAACAGAGCAAAAUAAGAAAAUCAGAUAUUAGUGCUGGAGGUAGCAUGGCUGAAAGCACAGAAGAGAUUGAUACAGAUGCUAAGGAUAUGGAAGAAACUAUCAGUAGGUGUGAAUCAAAAAGCCUUGAAAGUGAAAAUAGUGUUACUUCCAAAGGCAGCAGAGGGAGAAAGAGCUCAGUGAGUGCCACUUUUUCUAGUAAAACGGAUGCUUCCCAAGAAUCAGAUUUUCAAAGUUCUGAUUCCAAGUGGGCCAGAAAGAAAAGGAUCAAGUUAGUAGUUGAUCCAGAAUAUGAGACCAGCUCAACUGGAGAAGACAGUGCUCCAGAAUGCCAGAGGAAUCGUCUUAACAACCCCAAUAUUCAAAACAAUGUAAAUGGCAACAUCUAUAUUGCGCAUAAUGGGUCAGUUGUGAGAACCCGUCGCAUUUGUCUCUCCAAUAAUUUAAAAGUCACAUCCCCUGUUAGAUUGGGGAAACACUUCAAGAAAUUGGACAAGCUAGCAGUGACACAUGAGGAGAAUGUCCCAUUGAACACAUUGUCAAAAGGGGCAUCUUCUAGUGACAAACUGAACACAAAACCAUCUAGUGUCUCAUUUGCCUCCACUGCUAGAGGGGCUGACAACAUAGCAACAAAGUCUGGGGGCAACAAAAUGAAAAGCACAGAAGAGCAAGAGUCUGUUGUUGAUAAUGAGGAUGUCAGAGAGCCCUUGGAAUCACACAGCGAUCACACACACUCAGAUGAAGAGGAGCUCUGGAUGGGCCCUUGGAAUAACCUUCACAUACCAAUGACAAAACUGUGACUUUUUUAAUUUUAAUUUUUACUUCAGUUUAUAAUAAACUACGCUUUUUAAUGUCACUGAGGAAAAUGUAUGGAAUUUGUAUCAUGCACAUAAAUUGUAUACUUUGAAUUGACAUGCUUUAAAGUUAAGAGAGACUUUGCACUCACAUUUGUAUCAAUUAAUUGUUAUCCAGCAACACUUUUGACAGGCUCUCAGUUCACUAAACAAUACUCAGUUAAAAAUUAUCUUUUUUUGUUGGAUCUUGAUUUAUUGUUUAAUAAACAGUGAAUUACUAAAUGCACAGAAAAUUUUGUCGACUUUUCAAAAGGUUCUAUACUUGCCUAGCUUAUUUCACUGUAUAGUAUGUGUGGUUAGACUGUUUAGAUUUGAAAAUUGCAUUUUUAUUA
Chelonia mydas (Green sea turtle) is the source of this 7209-nucleotide messenger RNA. It is a transcript of the gene PCDH15, whose product is annotated as protocadherin related 15. Lineage: Eukaryota; Metazoa; Chordata; Testudines; Cheloniidae. The coding region runs from base 68 to 6823 and encodes 2251 amino acids. Gene Ontology annotation, molecular function: calcium ion binding; cadherin binding. The transcript has 38 exons. Gene Ontology annotation, cellular component: catenin complex; plasma membrane; stereocilium. Gene Ontology annotation, biological process: multicellular organism development; homophilic cell-cell adhesion; sensory perception of sound. The record is from RefSeq and is a predicted model, not a curated record.